Messenger RNA from Triticum turgidum subsp. durum (durum wheat), 777 nucleotides. The record is from the annotation of a GenBank genome assembly. NCBI's taxonomy places the organism in Eukaryota, Viridiplantae, Streptophyta, Magnoliopsida, Poales, Poaceae.
AUGUCUGUGUGCUCCACCGUGAAUAAAAUUCAGAAAGCCACCAAGCUACGGAUUGCUAGCUUCGUCCACGGUUCCGAUGGCCUCGGCAACCAGAACUUCCCUCCGCCGGCCGGCAAGGCGCUGGACCAGUCCGCCGCCGCCUUCCUUGUCGAGCAGGCGAAUCUCUACCCCGGACAGGUCACCGUCGUCGCCCUCGGACCCCUCACCAACCUUGCGCUGGCUGUCGAGCUUGACCCCUCUUUCCCAAAGAAGAUUGGGCAGAUUAUUAUCCUGGGUGGCGCAUAUUCAGUUAAUGGAAAUGUCAACCCUGCAGCUGAGGCAAAUAUAUUUGGCGAUCCUGAUGCGGCUGAUAUAGUUUUUACCUGCGGUGCGGAUAUUUUGGCCAUCGGAAUUAACAUUACGCACCAAGUACUCCUUUCUGAUGUUGACCGGAAGAAGCUUGAACAGUCCGAUAGCAAAUAUGCUCGCUACUUGAGCAAUAUACUGGGUUAUUAUUAUGAUUAUCACAUGGACGCCUACUCCAUAACAGGAGUAUAUCUUCAUGAUCCCACAACUCUUCUUGCCGCCGUAGAUCCGUCGCUGAUGACUUACACGGAAGGAGUGGUGAGGGUUCAGACGGAUGGAAUCACAAAGGGUCUCACCGUUUUCGACAAUACCAAGAAAACGUAUGGGGAGAUAACAGCGUGGUGUGGUAAGCCUACCGUGAAGGUUGCUGUCACGGUCGAUGCCCCUGCUGUCGUGGAGCUCAUAAUGCAGAGGCUUCUCACGGACGAUUGA